AUGUCCCGGCGUCUAACAAGCACACUCCUGGGCUCAGCCACAGCCCAGCGAGCUCUCCCGACCACCUCAUCCCUCGCUUUCGCCCGCCCGGCGUCCACAACCACCACCUCCACUCCUCCCCUCUCUUCCGCCACUCCUUCGCCUUCGGCCUCAACGAGCGCCGCCCUCCCCCUCACUUGGCCCUCGUACCUAGCCCUCCGCCGCCGUCGGAGAUUAUGGUCCACCCUCACUAGUAUCCCCACGACGGCCGCCGGGCUCUUUGUGGGCGGAGGGUACUUUGCGGGGUUGGAGGCGGACCCGACAGAGCUGAUCAUGGGGUUGGAGCCAUUGGUGAUAUACGGUGGAGCUACACUAGGAUGUAUGAUAUUCGGCUACCUCAUCGGCCCCACCCUCGGCUCCUCCCUCUUCUCCCUGACCCACCCGGCCUACUCGCGCGGCUCACCCUCCCCGCUCGAAAUAAUGGACAGGGAGCUGUUUGAGCAUAUCAAGCGGAAUCGCGUGGAUCCGAGGUUCCAGAGUGUGAAUAAUCUGCCGCCGGACUAUUAUGGCGAGAAGAUCACUUCGCUUCCCACAUAUCGCCGAUGGCUCCGGGACCAAGCGACGUAUAAGCGGAAAGCGGCGCACGGGGUGCCAGGGGAGACCGCACAGGAGUAA
Dioszegia hungarica is the source of this 654-nucleotide messenger RNA. Its product is annotated as integral to membrane protein. Gene Ontology annotation, cellular component: PAM complex, Tim23 associated import motor. The transcript is spliced from 5 exons. Gene Ontology annotation, biological process: protein import into mitochondrial matrix. NCBI's taxonomy places the organism in Eukaryota, Fungi, Basidiomycota, Tremellomycetes, Tremellales, Bulleribasidiaceae. Bases 1 to 654 code for a protein of 217 amino acids. The record is from RefSeq and is a predicted model, not a curated record.